AUGGCUUUCGUUGGGGCUAUCUCGGGUCUUCGUCCUCCUCUUACCCGCUUUCACGAGUCUGAUUCCUCCUCCCUUCUCUCCGGGAAACCGUCGCUGCUCUACUCGAGCCAGAGAAUACCCGGCUGGAAGCGAACGAGUACUUGGCUGCCAAUCGACUACCACGACGAGGAGGCGUAGGAGGAGGCUGCAUGACUCCCUGGGAAUGAAGGGAAUUGUUAGGGCGCACUUUGCUGAGGAUGCACCCUUCGCUGUCGCCAUUGGCGCCUCCAUUCUAGUCUCACUCGCCUUCCCGGUCCGUAAUGAUCCUGACGAGGGCACGGAGGAUGAUGAUUUCGGUGGGAUUGAUUUCACGGACACGAGGUUUGGGGUGAUGGGGAUCUUAAGCGUAAUCCCUUACUUCAAUUGGAUGAGCUGGAUUUUUGCAUGGCUAGAUACUGGCCGGCAACGCUACCUGGUCUAUUCAAUCAUGUACCUGGCUCCCUACAUAACGACAAAUUUGUCAAUCUCCCCGGACGACAGCUGGUUGCCUAUUUUCAGCAUUCUUGCCAGCAUCUUCCACAUUCAGCUGGAAGGAGCAUAAGGAAUGGAGACAUCAACGGCAUUCCACUGCUGGACAAAGCCGUAAAAUACCUCUUCCCAGCAAAAAAGAAGGAUGCCGAUGACACCUAGAGAAGAUGAAUUGUCAAGAUAUGGACUUGCAGGGAGCGAAGCGUUGACGAGAUUGGUGGAUCAUCUGAGACAUCCAAACAAUUAAAAGCAUUUGGACAAUGA
Molecule: messenger RNA, 771 nt
Organism: Spirodela intermedia
Lineage: Eukaryota; Viridiplantae; Streptophyta; Magnoliopsida; Alismatales; Araceae
Source: the annotation of a GenBank genome assembly